GAAAAACAUCCGAAUGGAAGGAAACACCAGCAAGGCUCCGAAGGGCGAGUGCGCCACGUGCGGCAAGCUGGUGUCUAAGUCAAACAUGGCCAAGCACCGUAAGGUGUGUGGCAAAAAGAAGGCACCCAAGACGCGCAAGGUCAUCAACCGCCAGUCUUACAAGCGCCAUAAGGACAAAAUCCUGAACAAGCGCUUCGAGCAGAGAGUGUUCAACCGGUUUCGUCGUCUCGAGGUUGCCAGAGAACAGCUUGUUACAAUGAGCAACAAGCCUCUCGAUGUUGAGCCUAUACCAGUGAAGAAAUGGAAACCUGCGCCAAGCACGAGUCUUCUUCACGGAAUUAGCAAGGAUCCGAAUCUCUUUGCGUUCUGUCUCAAUACGCUUCGGGAGCGGUGCAGGAAGUUGUACAAGAUCGGACCUGCUUAUGUGGAGUGGCCCAAGUUCUACAAAGCGAUAAUGUUCACGCUUCAUCCUGAAAAAAUUCCUUCAGCGGCUUGUGACUUCGGGAGUUCGACGCAAGAGAUUUACGAUUUCAAGCUCGAAACGGUAACCGCGUUCAAUCAAUUGAAAGUCCAACUCGAAGCGGACACGGACGACCUUACAGAAGAGGUUGCGGACGGAUUAUCGGAUGCAGCAUACGAGCGUGAGAUGAACCGAAUUCGUAGGGCCAAACGGGACAAAGCAGAAGGUGAAGCCACGUUUAGCCAUCUCCAGGAUCAGUUGCGGAUGUACCGUAAACGAGUGGAAAAGCACCUCGCAUCGGUUUCUCUCCAUGCAGCCAACUUUCAAGCGAAACAAGAGAAAGCUCAAGCCUUGCGAGACGAAGAACUUGCCAAACUGAAAAAGGUGAUUGAAGAGUUCGAGAGUAAAGGUCCGUGCGCGACGUAUGACGAGUUCAAGAAGUCCGAGAAUCAACGUAGGUCUAAUGUCCAGCCAGUGCAAGAGUAGGGACGCGUCUAUCCCCCCAGACAUAACAGUAGUGAAUUAUACGAGCUUCACCACUAA
Molecule: messenger RNA, 1003 nt
Organism: Phytophthora nicotianae INRA-310
Lineage: Eukaryota; Oomycota; Peronosporomycetes; Peronosporales; Peronosporaceae
Exons: 2
Coding region: 14-946 (310 amino acids)
Source: RefSeq, a predicted model, not a curated record